This is a messenger RNA of Anopheles nili, 507 nucleotides long. RefSeq names its product ragulator complex protein LAMTOR3 homolog (gene Lamtor3). NCBI's taxonomy places the organism in Eukaryota, Metazoa, Arthropoda, Insecta, Diptera, Culicidae. Gene Ontology annotation, biological process: positive regulation of TOR signaling; cellular response to amino acid stimulus. The transcript is spliced from 2 exons. The record is from RefSeq and is a predicted model, not a curated record. Bases 1 to 375 code for a protein of 124 amino acids. Gene Ontology annotation, cellular component: Ragulator complex.
AUGACUGAUGAUGUGAAACGCUUUUUCCACAACAUUCUCAAACGUGUAACCGGAUUGAACUGCAUCAUCAUAACGGAUCGAGAUGGCGUACCGCUGAUGAAGAUCGGUGACGAUAAAUCAGCCGGCAUGAUCAUGAAGCCCACGUUUCACACCACAUUCACUAUGGCGACGGAGCAGUCAAACAAGCUUGGCCUAGGCCGAAACCGCAAUAUCAUCUCCAUCUACACUGGCUAUCAGGUGGUGCAGAUGAACAAACUCCCGCUGCUGGUCACUUUCAUCGGCAACGAAACCUGCAAUAUUGGACACAUCCUGGCCCUCGAUCAACAGAUCGAGUUGGUGCUAGACGACGUGAAGGUAGCCGUUACAGAAACUUGAACAAGGUUAACUGAGCAGUAGUGUUUUAAUUUUGUUAUAAAAAAAGAACGAAAUUCGUUGGCAUUGUUUUACACUUAUGCUAAAUGAUACAUUUUUAUGUGAUGUCAAAAGAUGAUUAACCUUAAUACGAGA